This is a messenger RNA of Clunio marinus, 1062 nucleotides long. NCBI's taxonomy places the organism in Eukaryota, Metazoa, Arthropoda, Insecta, Diptera, Chironomidae. The record is from the annotation of a GenBank genome assembly.
AAAAAGAAAACAUUCUUUGAAAGAACUCUGAAUUAUUUUUAAAAGAAAUCAGAAUAAAAUAAUUGAUUAAGAUAACAAGUCAAGUGUGAUUAGAUAAAUUUACGCCAGUGAUAAUUAAAAUAUUAACUUAGUUAAAUAAAUCAUCGACGAUAAGCAGAUAAAGAAUAAAAUUAUUAAGAUGUCAACACAUAUGGAAGUCAUGCAACUUGUGUUGCUUCGAGAAAGUCUACGGAAGCAACUAGACGAAUAUGAAUUAUUAAAGUCAAUAUACUCAAUGCCUGGGGAAUUUCAAACAGAUAACUCAAGACUCUUUGACGAUAUUCAAGAAUUUCUUCGCGGAACUCGUUUAAGCGUUGAUGAAAAAUUAGAUUUUCGUAUAAAAAUUCAAAUGUCAGAAAACGUGAAGGUUGAAUUGAGUGUGAUGUUGGGUCAACUUUAUCCGACACAUGAAUCACCAAUUAUUAUGAUACGAACAGAUUCUUUAAACAAGCACCAAGAGAUGAGAAUUAAGCAAGCAAUUGAAAAUUUCAUUGAGACUGAAGUUGACAAGAGUGAACCUUACAUGUAUCAAGUCAUUCUUUGGCUGCAAGAUAACUUUGAUGAUAUUAUCACUAUUGAAAAUCAAACGACAAAUUCAGUGAAGGAUGAAAAUGAAGCAGAAACAGUACAAAGAGAGUGGAUUUGGUCUCAUCACAUUUACAGCAAAAUAAAGCGUCAAGAUAUUAAUAAAUUAUGUAAGAAUCAUCAGCUUAAUGGCUUCAUGUGGCCUGGAAAGCCUGGAGUCAUUUGCAUUGAAGGUCCAUCGGAAAGUGUUCGAGAGGUUGUCAAAAUCAUCAAGAGUUGGCAAUGGAAGAAACUUAAAAUCAUAAAAACUGAAACAUCGGAUGCAAACGAUUUAAAAUUUCUACGCUUUAAUGGCUUCGAAGAAAUCAUGACGGGGGAAGAUUGCGAUGGUGAAAAUGUUACGAUGGAUAAUGGAAGAUUCUUCAAAUACCUCGAGAAUCAUCAAUCGUCUUAUAUGAAAAUGGAACUUUUUGGAUUUCAAUGAUUUCAUUUCCACGU